Molecule: messenger RNA, 1616 nt
Organism: Pristis pectinata (smalltooth sawfish)
Lineage: Eukaryota; Metazoa; Chordata; Chondrichthyes; Rhinopristiformes; Pristidae
Product: acyl-coenzyme A thioesterase 1-like
Exons: 3
Coding region: 41-1372 (443 amino acids)
Biological process (GO): fatty acid metabolic process; acyl-CoA metabolic process
Molecular function (GO): fatty acyl-CoA hydrolase activity
Source: RefSeq, a predicted model, not a curated record
GCAUGCGCGGGGCGCUGACGGCUCUCUGACAGCAGGCUAGAUGUUUGGCGCGGCGGCGGCGCGCUUGCUGCGGGUCUUCAGGGGGAGCCUGGGUCACCGAGCCGGGAUGGCUGCGUGUGUGUGGGUGGAGCCCGGCCCCAAGUGCCUGUUCGACGAGCCGGUGCGGGUGCGGGUGGGCGGCCUGUCGCCGCUGCAACAGGUCACCCUGAGGGCCGGCCUCACCGACGAGAAGGGAGAGGCUUUCAGCUCGGUGGCUUUGUACCGGGCGGACGAGCGGGGCGAGCUGGACCUCAGCCGCUCGCCAUCCCUGGGCGGCCACUACACCGGCAUCGAGCCCAUGGGGCUCUUCUGGUCGCUCACCCCCCACACCCCGUUCGGUCGGCUGGUGAAGAGGGACGUGGCCGCUUCGCCGCUGAGGGUCCGCAUCGAGGUGUUUGAUGGGCACGGGGGUGACCCGCGGGAGCUGCCGGAGAGACCCCUGGCCUCCUGUGUCAAUGAGCGGUGGUUCAUGAGAGAAGGGGUGACCAGGAUCCCCGUGAGAGAGGGUAGGGUCCGCGGGGUGCUCUUCGUCCCACCUGGUGAUGGACCAUUUCCCGGGAUUAUUGACCUGUAUGGGUCAGUUGGUGGGGUGGUUGAGCACAGAGCUAGUCUCUUGGCAAGCCACGGAUUUCUGACACUGACUUUAGGAUAUUUUGGAUUCGAUGACCUUCCAAAGGAUUUUCUCAACCUUGAUCUUGAAUAUUUUGAAGAAGCUGUGAACUUUCUGAGGCACCAUUCGAAGGUAAAGGGUCCUGGAGUUGGAGCAAUAGGAAUAUCAAAGGGAGGAGACCUAGUUCUUUCAAUGACCACAUUUAUACCGCACGUGACAGCAGCUGUCAGUAUUGGUGGAUGCAAUGCAAACACUUUAGGUAAUUUGCAUUACAAAAACAUGACUCUUCCAGGCCUGGGUGUUUCAUUGGACCGAAUCAGAUUUCUGGAAUCAAAUCUGGUUGAUAUCUCUGAGGUGACAGAUAACCCAAAGGAUGAAGCAAAUAAAGAUUCCAUCAUUCCAUUAGAAAAAGCUGAAGGUCAUUUUUUGUUUGUGGUUGGGGAGGAUGACAAGAAUUGGAACACUCCACUCUUUGCUCAGCAAGCUGUUGAACGACUGAAAGAAAAUGGAAAAGAGAACUAUGAAAUUCUCACUUAUCCAGAGGCUGGACACCUGCUGGAGCCCUGCUAUUUCCCAUUCUGCUCUGCCUCUUUUCAUCGGUUGGUGGGGCUUCCUGUGAUCUGGGGAGGGAAAAUAAAACCGCAUUCAUUAGCCCAGAUAGACCUUUGGCCAAGGAUCCAAAUAUUUCUGAGAAAGCAUCUUGAAAAACAAAGCAAAUUGUGAAAAUAUCUCAUGCCUUCUUGUCAUAUUCAUGAAAUAGAUUGGAUUAUCUCAUGUAUAAUUGUCAGGUUUUUUUAAUACAUUAUCAUGCAUUGGAUUCCACCCGCAUUUACAUGUAAUUUUGUGCACUGAGAAUGAUUGUAAAGCUUUACCACAUUGAAACUAGAAAUUUUAUUGCUUACCUUUUCCAUAUCCAUGAUUAAUGUUUGCCUGUCAAUUUCAAUAAAUGACUUGAAAAUUUUCUGCA